Molecule: messenger RNA, 1548 nt
Organism: Alternaria arborescens
Lineage: Eukaryota; Fungi; Ascomycota; Dothideomycetes; Pleosporales; Pleosporaceae
Product: NAD/NADP-dependent betaine aldehyde dehydrogenase
Exons: 2
Coding region: 1-1548 (515 amino acids)
Molecular function (GO): aldehyde dehydrogenase (NAD+) activity
Source: RefSeq, a predicted model, not a curated record
AUGGAGAACGUAUACAAGAUGUGGGUAGAAGGGAAAGAGGCAGAAGGUGGAGCGGAGCAACUCGCAAUUGAAGACCCCGCAACUGGAGAAGUAUUUGCACAAUGCCAUGCGGCAUCCGCUGGAGACGUAGACAGUGUUGUUAAGACUGCACACAAGGUCUUCAAAUCUGGGAUCUGGUCCAAAGCGCCCCGCCAUGUUCGUGCGGACACGUUGGAUCGUAUCGCCGAACUCCUUACGAAAAGCUUCCCGCGACUUAUCGAGCUGGAAGUGCGGCAGACGGGACGCGCCAUCCGCGAGAUGAAUGCGCAGGUCCCUACUCUUACGAAGUGGUUCAAAUACUACGCCGCCUUGAUACGAACCGAGGAGCGCUCAGUCUUGCCUACCGUCGGUAAAUUGCACAACUGGAUCGAUCGUAAGCCACUCGGUGUUGUUGCGCAAAUUACACCGUUCAACCACCCCAUGUUGAUUGCUGUCAAGAAAAUUGCACCUGCCUUAGCCGCUGGUAACUCGAUUGUGCUGAAACCCAGUGAACUUACGCCACUCACCAGCAUCGAGCUUGGCAAACUCAUGAAGGAAGCCGGCUUACCCGACGGCGUGUUCAAUGUGUUGCCAGGCGAUGGUAUGACAACUGGAAAAGCGCUUGUAGAACAUCCGCUCAUUAAGAAGGUGGACGUAACUGGCGGUACACCGGCUGGGCGCGCCAUUGGCGCCAUCGCAGGACGUAAUCUCGCACAUUACACCGCCGAGCUUGGUGGCAAGGCUCCUCUCAUUGUCUUUGAACAAGCGCAUGUUGAUCUUGCAGUGAAUGGCAUCGUCUUCGCUAGCUUCAUUGCCAGCGGUCAGACAUGUGUGGCGGCGACGCGCAUUAUUGUGCAGAACAAGAUUCUCGAUCAGGUAGUAGAAAAGCUGAAGGCCAAGGUGCAAAGCAUUGAAAGGCGGAUGGGCUCACCAAAGAACGUGGAUUCCAUGAUGGGUCCUCUCAUAUCCGCAAAGCAGCUCGGUAACGUUGAGACGCUAGUCAACAAUGCAAAAGAUGCAGGUGUGACGGUCGUUACUGGUGGUCAAAGGAUGAACAGCAAGUCUUCGCUGGACGACACCGACUUCUCGAAAGGCUACUUCUACCCGCCAACGAUAUUGGCGGAUAGCGUUUCGAAGAAGAUUGUUGACACACGCAUAUGGAAGGAAGAGGCUUUCGGCCCUGUCAUCGUUGUUGUAGGUUUCGAUACUGAAGAGGAGGCGCUGGAUCUAGCAAACGAUAGCGAGUUUGGACUAGGCGCAGCCAUCUGGACACAAGAUCUUUCGCAAGCUUUCCGAGUGUCAGAAAACAUUGAGAGUGGUAUCUGUUGGGUCAACACGCAUCACCGUAACGAUCCAAGCUCACCGUGGGGUGGCAUCAAGAGCUCAGGAGUGGGCAGUGAAAACGGCAUUGACGCUUAUAAUGCGUAUACGACCUCGAAGAGCACAAUUAUUAACUACGCCACUGCAGAAGAAGGUCUAGGGAGCGACGAUUGGUUUAGGGAGGGUACUGGUGAGGUUAGGUAUGGAUGA